This is a messenger RNA of Diorhabda sublineata, 1607 nucleotides long. RefSeq names its product deoxyhypusine hydroxylase (gene nero). Lineage: Eukaryota; Metazoa; Arthropoda; Insecta; Coleoptera; Chrysomelidae. The record is from RefSeq and is a predicted model, not a curated record. Gene Ontology annotation, molecular function: deoxyhypusine monooxygenase activity. Bases 673 to 1578 code for a protein of 301 amino acids. Gene Ontology annotation, biological process: peptidyl-hypusine biosynthetic process. The transcript is spliced from 2 exons.
AAUUAUGACUAUAUUUAUCUUGUUUAUGUAUGGCCAAAAUUGUCUAAGGUAGUUAUAUACAAAUAAUUGUGUUUUCCAGACUUUCUUUUCAAUAAUUUGGAGAAUAUGUUUGUUACGUUUUGAACCACUAUUUAGGUUUAUUGGAUUUUGUAAUUUAAAUGAUAUUAACCGAAACAGAAAAGGAGCUUGGUUACUUUCAUAAGGUAAAAGUUACUGGAACCUAUUCAUUUGUAAUAAAUCUUUUUUCUCGCAGAAUGGUAGAUACUAUAGAUACUACAGGUAUAACAAUGUCGUGAUGAGUGAUAGUUUUGUUAUUAGGUAUUAGAUCUUCUGUGCGUAACAUAUAAUAUUUCAAUUAUUGGAAAUAAUUUCAUUCGCCCUAUCCAUUAAUUUACUAUUAGGUACUUCAUUGUGAUCUUAAAAGUUUUGGAUGGGUAAUAGGACGAUAUUUGCACCCUUGUUUAUAAACUUUCUAUUUGACCAAUAAGUCUAUUUUUUAGUUAGUAGUAGCAUUGUAUAAAGAAUUCUUUAUACAAUGGUAGUAGUAACAAACAAAAAUUUUAAAAUUUGGUUCUGAUCAUAAACUAUAACUGUCACAACUUGCAAUAUGUCACGAGUUUCUUUCUUAACAUAACCUCAAAUCAACGCUGAUCCGUUUCUACAUUUUGUACAAUGGUUAAUAUUACCGAAACUCAAAUCAAAAGUAUUGGUAAUGUAUUGAACGAUUCUACUAGACCAUUAAAAGAAAGAUUUCGAGCAUUGUUCACUUUGAGGAAUAUUGGUGGUGAGGAAUGUAUCAAGUGUAUAGAGUCAUGUUUUUCAGACAGUUCCGUGUUAUUAAAACACGAAUUAGCUUAUUGUUUGGGGCAAAUGCAAGAUGAGAGGGCGAAUCCAGUAUUAAGGCGAAUAUUGGAAGAUUCAACACAAGAACCUAUGGUUCGACAUGAAGCAGGUGAAGCCCUAGGAGCUAUUGGCAGUCCUGAAAAUAUGGAAGUUUUAGAGAAAUAUAAAAAUGAUCCAGUUGUAGAAGUUGCAGAAACUUGUAACUUAGCUCUAGACAGAAUUAAGUGGCUACAAUCUCAAAAACAACCAACACUUUCCGAAAACCCCUACAACUCUGUCGAUCCCGCACCUUCUAGUACAGAUUCUAAUGUUGAAUAUUUAAGGAAAGUUUUAUUAGAUGGAAGCGCUCCUCUGUUUGAACGAUAUAGAGCUAUGUUUUCUUUAAGAAACUUGCAAUCAAAAGAAGCUAUAGAUGCACUAGGAGAGGCUUUGAAACAUGGAAGUGCAUUAUUUAAACAUGAAAUUGCAUUUGUUUUGGGGCAGCUACAAGAUGAACGAGCUAUAACUUAUCUCAAACAAUCACUGCAAGAUGAUAAUGAAAAUGAAAUGGUAAGACACGAAUGUGCUGAGGCAUUGGGAGCUAUUGCAACACAAGAAUGUACAGAAAUAUUAACGAAAUAUUUGAGAGAUCCGAAGAGGGUAGUUAAAGAAAGCUGUGAAGUAGCAUUGGAUAUGUGUGAAUAUGAGAACAGCCCAGAGUUUCAGUAUGCUAAUUCUUUAAAUAAAGCAGAUUGAGAUUCUGUCAAUAAAUUAAAAUAAAUACA